ACAACUUCAAAGUGUCGAAUUGUGCUCCGUCGCGUCCUGUGACACAGUUGACUGUUUAAGAAGCCGAUUUUUCCAUUUUCUUGGCGAGGUUUUAACGGUUCUGCCAUGUCUAGUGUGUAUGAAAAUUUGCUAGAAGUUCGGCGAAGUCGGCGUAUUCACAUUGAGCAGUAAAAUCAUCGCGAUAAGUGCAGUGGACCCGAGAAGCGGAACCCGUGCCGUGUGUCCCGUCAGAUAUAUUUGGUUUAUUGAUAUUUUGAGUGUCAUAGGCUUCUCGGUGUCUAUGCAUAACCUGAGGGAAAUUUUAACCUGGAGGAGUGCUACGAUAUAUUUGUGUCUUAUGAAUAGAUGCAAAAUGUUUUGUUUAUGCGUUUUUUAAGUAUCCAAAUUAAAUUUCUCAUUAUUUGUGAUACUAUUGAAGAGUUUGGACAGUGUUCUAGUUAAAUCUUUAGACUGAAAGAUUUGCAAAACUAAUUGGACCAAUCGAUUAACACAAUGUCAGAAAUAAUUUACCCUCAAGGGUGUAGGUCCGUUACCGAAGACUUAGGUCAAGAUGAGCUCAUUCGGAGACUUAAGACACUUGCGCAUACCUUACAAGCAAUGGGUCAGGAUGAGGGAAUGUAUCAGCAAUACAUUCCUUUGGCACUGCAUUUAGCAGAGGAACAUUUCCUGAUGCAUCAAAGCAAGGACGUCCAAUUACUCAUAGCUUGCUGCAUUGCAGAUGUACUAAGAGUAUAUGCUCCUGAAGCUCCUUAUAAGGAUGCUGACCAGGUCAAAACAAUAUUUCUAUUUUUAAUUAAACAGUUGGCUGGAUUGAAAGACCCUAAAGACCCAGCGUUUAAAAGAUACUUUUAUCUACUUGAAAAUUUAGCAUAUGUCAAAUCAUUUAAUAUGUGCUUUGAAUUAGAAGAUUGUCAGGAAAUUUUCUGCGCUCUCUUUUCAUUAAUGUUCAAAAUCGUUAAUGACGAGCACUCUGGGAAAGUGAAGAGUUUUAUGUUGGAUGUUUUGUGUCCACUUAUCACCGAGUCUGAUAUCGUCAGUAACGAGCUGUUGGAUAUCAUUCUAAUGAAUAUUGUAGAGCCCAACAAAACUCAGAAGAAGAAUGCAUAUAUGCUUGCUAAGGAACUUAUCAUUAAAUGUAGUGAUACUUUGGAACCUUAUAUUCAAGCGUUCUUCAACCACGUCCUAAUCUUGGGUAAAGAGGAGAAGGGCUUACAAAUUUGCAGGAAGGUGUAUGACUUAAUCUAUGAGCUGAACCACAUCUGCCCAGGCGUAUUACUAUCCGUUCUGCCCCAGCUAGAAUGCAAAUUAAAAUCCGCUAUCGAGAACGAAAGGCUCGGAGCGGUUGCUCUAUUGGCCAGAAUGUUCUCGGAGAAGGGUUCUCAACUGGCCGUUCAACAUACGCAACUCUGGCGAGCAUUUCUGGGCCGAUUCAACGACAUUAGUGUAGCUAUUCGUAUAAAGUGCGUGCAGUACUCGAUGCAUUUUCUGCUGAAUCAUCCCGAGCUCAGGAAGGACAUUACCGAUACGCUGAAAUUGCGUCAGCACGACGCUGACGAGAACGUUAGGUACGAAGUUGUCAUGGCUAUUGUGACCACCGCAAGGAAGGACUUCGAAGUCGUCUCGGACAGCGAGGAUCUCCUCGAGUUCGUUAAAGAGAGGACUCUAGACAAGAAGUUCAAGAUUAGAAAGGAAGCCAUGGCGGGCUUGGCAAUGAUUUAUAAAAAGCAUUUGAAUGAUGCGGACGUGCCACAGGCCACAAAGAAGGCAGUCACGUGGAUUAAAGAUAAGAUUUUACACGGGUAUUAUAUGGUUGGAAUGGAGGACAGGUUGCUAGUUGAAAGGCUUUUGAACACCUGCUUGGUUCCUUACCAAUUGCCGGCCGAGGAGAGAAUGAAGAAGCUGUAUCAUUUGCUCGGUACCAUUGAUGAUCACGCCUCGAAAGCGUUCGUCGAGCUUCAGAAGCACCAGCUUGCAGUGCGCAGAGCAGUUAUCGAAUGGUUAGAUAUUGUAAGAGAACCGGACACGCAGAACAAAUUAACACAGAAGAUUCUUCAGAUCUCGCGCUUUUUACCGGACCCAAUGAAGGUGCAGGAAUUCUUGCAAAAAUUUAGCUCAGAAAUGAAGAAGGAUUCAACUCUGCUCAAAGGCAUGGAAACAAUUGUUCAACCGAACGUCUCUUGCAAAGAAUGUGCGGACACAAUUAGUUUGGUCCUUAAGAAACUGGGUCAACCCGUGAUGACGAACCUUUACUACAACACAAUAAAAAUGCUUCUCGAGAGAGUGAGCUCUGUAAUGAUUGAUAAAGAGGCGAUCAAAAUUUUAAUCGGAUACGUGUUAGAUUGCUUAAAAGGCGGUAACGUUAUAGAAGAGGUUGGCCUGAAUCCUAACAAUGCAGGCGAAAAAGGGCUGAGAUUACUUGUGAUGUUAUCCUUCGUGUUUGGUCCACAUUUUCUGCACAACGACAUCCUGAUGCAAUUAGUUCAAUUUUUGGAACUCGAGGAUGAGAUGGUGGGACCACUGGUCCUCUCGAUAUUUACAUUCUUAGGGAAAUACAAACCUCUCUGUGAGGUAGCUCCCGAAAUUACGAAUCUAUUGGUUCCCAUUUGCAAGAGCUUCGCUGAGACUGGCACUCCGAAGCAGGCCAAGCAGGCUAUUCGAUGCCUGUUCGUCAAUAUGACCAACAUCCACGAUACUAUCUUUCCAGAGAUCAUUGAAAGAAUUAAGAACACCCUGACGCCUACGUCGGAGUAUUAUCGCACGUCGAUCGUGACACUGGGUCAUAUCGCUUACAACUUACCUGACAAAUAUCAAACACAGAUCAAGAAUAUGGUCUCUAGAAAGAUAGUAAAGGAGCUCCUUGUUAAAGAGAGUACCGAACAAACAACCGAUGCCAUUGAAGGGGACUGGUGUAGAGAGGAGCAGCUGCCGGAGGAAACACGGUGUAGGUUAGAAGGGCUAAAGUGCAUGGCCCGAUGGUUAUUAGGACUGAAAACCGACGUGCUAUCCGCCCAGAAGACCUUCAGGAUGUUAAACGCCUUUGUGGUGAACAAAGGUGACCUCUUGCAACAAGGACGACUAAGUAGGGCAGAAAUGAGCUGGUUACGUUUACAAGCAGGCUGCUCCAUGCUCAAAAUCUGCGAGCAAAAAGGAGUUGGCGAUCAAUUCACUGCCGAACAGUUUUACAACCUUUCGCAAUUGAUGGUGGAUGAAGUGCCGCAGGUAAGAGACGCCUUCGGUUGCAAAUUGCAUAAAGGUCUCUGCAGAGGGAUUCCAAAUAAGUGUCUACCUCUCGACUUCAUGGGAUAUUACGCUCUUGCUGGAAAGGAGACCGACAAGAGGCUCAAGUACUUGUUGAAGACGUUCAUGCAGAUGGACAUCAGUAAGCGGAGAGAUUACGUAAAGACGCUAUCUUUGGGAACCGUGGAGCGAGCUAUGGGGCAAUUACCACACAUACUGCCAGAUUACAUGUUGGUCUUCGCCGUGCCCGUGUUGGCGCACGAUCCCGAGUUUACAAACUACAUGGACGUGAGCCAGUUGAAGAUCAUCCAACAAUGUUUGUGGUUCAUUCUUGAGCCUCUUAUCACCAAGAACGAAUACUAUUGUUAUGGGUUCUAUAAGAAUCUUGUAGAAAGAAUGAAAAGUCAUAAGGACGCUCUCAGGCCAGACGACGACAACAUGAAUUGCAAAUUGUGGGCGGUUUGCGACCUUGCUAUGAACGUCAUCUUUACGAAGACGACCAACUUCGACAUGAAGGAGUUCCCAAGUGAAACACGGAUUCCCACGAUGUACUUCAAACGGGCCGACGAAUUGUUGGCCAACACGAAAAAUUACCUGCCCCCUGAAAUGCAAAUCAACAUGUCCAGUCCAAAGGGAAAGGGAUCAAUACACAACGCGCACACGAUCAGCGACAGACCUCAGCGAAGGGCCAAGGGCAAACAAAAGGAGGUCGGCAUCGGCCCCAAUGAGACCGAUGCAAGGCCCGCGGAAGCGUCAGAGACGAGGAUUCAACUGCCUGGAUUGGAAGACGAGAUCGAGGAACCGCCGGCAAAGAGGGCAUUAAGGGAAUCGGAUAAAAUAAAUGUUAAGUGAAUUAAAUGUAUCGCGGGGAAUUAAGGACUGGGGGGAGGGGGGACUUAAGGGGUGCGACGAUACUAUGAUAAGCAUUAAAUGAAGAAAAGAAAAAGCUAAAACACUUUACAAAUUAGGAAACAGAAUAUUUUGGUUAUGUACAACAAUUAAUACACGUAAGUUCACGUAUUUCUAGGAGGUAAGCUCGUUAAGGUAACGUCACUCACUUUUUCUGACCUAUUGGCACGCGUCGGCUUAGCAUUAUUUAAAGGAUGUGUUAAAUAGGCGACUUGCGUACAGGGCGAACUUGUGACCAUUUUUUUGUAUACCGACUUUUUAAAGUUACAUACGCGCGCGUGCGCGAGUUAUAUGCAUACGUAUAUACACAUAUACACAUAUGUAUAUAUACACGUAUAUAACGUGUAUAUAUAUAUUUAUACAUGUAUAUAUACGUACACGUAUCUAAGGACCUGCAUACACAAUAAUCGUCUUGAACUUCAUUGUACUUCGCGGACGCGUGUCAAUAAAAAUAAACGGAAAAUGCAAAGAAAAGGAAGGAACGCUCGGUGAGGCGACGCCGUCGAUUUAGAUAUAGUAACCGUCGACGAACAAAUGAUUCGCAUAAGAAAAGAGAGAGAAAGAAUGGGAGAGAGAGAUCAAAGUUUGUUCAGUGUCCCUCUUUUGUGGGGAUUUUCGAAAGCACCAGAAUACUUCGUGCUGGUUUCCUUUCUUUCUAUGUUUAUUUAUCCUGUUUUCUUCUUUAUUUAGGGAGAGAAAUGAAAUCCCUAGCAUUUUCUAGGAAAUUUUCUGAUCAAGGAUGAAGAAUGACUCGGCUCGUAAAUUGUAUAAAGUUAGUCAGGGGGUUUACUUGUAAAAGUGUGUCGACUUGUAUUCGUUUAGCGUGUUAAUUGAGAAACAUUUGGGAAUGUUUUGCGAAAGGACUUCUCUUGGUUGACUAGGAUGAUAAGUUAUAUUUUCAGUAAAAAAAACGCUUGUCCGAAGUGUUCCAAAUUUGUAUUCUUUCUUGAUCUUGUUUAAUUUUUGUAAUCUAUUCAUUACCUGAAACUUCUUUAAUUUCUGUAUCAGAAUUCUUUAUUUUCUUAACUGAAAACGGAAUGCAAAGAGACCUUUUACCUUUUACUUUCAAUUUUCUAUCUCGAAAGUGAGGUGCAAUUCGUUAUGAGAAUUAUAUAGAAAAGUAGCUCGGAAUAGUAUUGAUUUUAACAUACACCGACAUGUGUAUAGUUGGCACGUUAAUUCGAUCCCGGAAUGGAGGAGUUUCAGGUGAAAUCGUUCUAGAAGAAGCGGGGCAGUAAUGUUUGGGUUAUUGUAACGAUACGUUGCAAUUUCAAUGAAAAAGAGUACCCGAAUCAUCUCUCAGUGUUAUAAAAUUAUUUUGUCGUUAAGGGGAUGCUGAAGUGAAUUAAAAUGAUGGAAUCGAUCCGAACGUUAUUUGGCUAACUAAAAAAAAGCUGCAGCAGCAUUAUCGGGUUUAUGGCAUCCCGUGAAAAAAAUAGGAAGUGAGUUCGUGCACACACUAUAAACAACGCAAAGUACUGCGAUUAGUUAUUUUCUUAUGCCUACUUUGUGCUGGAAUUUGAAUUAAAUUGGGCAAAUUUUUGGCAACCACUCAUCAAGUAUUGUUUAAUUAAAAUUUUCCUAGUUUAUUAUAUGAUAACAUAUUUAUUAUAUUAGAGGACUAUUAUGUUGUCAUCUGUGUUAAUGACUCAGAACUGAAUAUUGCCUUCCUUAUCUACGUUGUAGGAUUUUCACACAAAAUAUGUGUAAAACAAGUUCACAAAUGUUAUCAAUUUUUCAGAUUUAAACUUGUUUGAAACUGGUUCAUUAACGAUUCAUAAUGGUUUCUUUUUAUAAAAGAAUGGUUUUCCCAAGCGUAAGCAAAUCUCAGAUAUGUUUACCUAGACAUAGAUUUGUCGCUGGUGACAGUUUAGAUGUUAACAGAAUCUGCACAUUUUUUUUCGAUUUCAGUAUGAUUUCAUUCUUAUUAUUAUUAUUCCAUUAAUCUGUUAGUUAUCUAACAUUUUGGAAAAAAAAUUUUCAUUUUGCUGAGAAAAAAUGCCCUGUUUUGUGAACUCGUAAAUCGUCUUUUAGCCGAUAAUAGUAGGCAGAUUCAGCAUCCUCUUAAAGAGCAAUGUUUCCUUUCGCUUAAAUUUGUUUUUUUCUUUAAUCUUUUUCGAACAAAAAGUCUUUAGUUUUUGGCUUUUCUUUAAGGUGUUAUAAAAGGGGCAAUCUAAAUGUAUCAAAACGUCAAAAUAUUUAUAAAAUUUUUCUCCAAAGUGGGUGCAUUGAAUCAUUUGAAAUUUCAGCGCGUGAUUAUGGAGACCCCAAGGUAGAACGCGAUGUUUCUGAAAUUUUCUUACUCCAAAAAAUAUUGUAUUCAACUCAAACUAGAACUAAAGACACAUUUUUGUUGAAAAAUGAAAUUUCAUGAUGGCUUUCCUCCUUAGGGGCCUUUAUAAUUACGUGUUGAAGUUUCAAAUGAUCCGAGCACCUACCCAAUUUGAAGAAAAGUUUUAUAAAUAUUUUGACGCUCUGGUAUACAGGAUGUCUCAGACCUCGCGAACCAAAAAUACGUGACGGUAAUCUGUAUUUACUUAGUCACGAUUAAUAUCCAACGCAAACUUGAAUCCGAAUUGUAGUUUUAAAACUACAGUAGUUUAAAGUUGACCAAUUACGAAGCAGGUUUCGUCACCGAGCAAUGUCUGUACAAUCAUCCUAUUACAUGUGCCACUAUUUACAUUCAGUGUUUGUAGUUAGUAAAAGACGUGUGUCGUUUGUUUGCGAGAUUCUUGAAUUUUAUCAUGUUAGAAGAUAAUCUGAAUGAGAGCUCACAAAAUCGGCAAAGUAAUGAUAACAAAAAAUAUAAUGAGAAAUCCGUGUUGUAUCCAAAAUUGCAUUUAACAUCAAAAAUAAUAAGCAAAAUAAUGCCUUGCUAAACGAAAGGUGGACUUUACGGGUCCAGUAAAGGCGAGUCAGUCAUUUUGAAUUGGUGACCGCAGAGUCGAGGAAGUCACGUAAAAUUCCUAACUACUGUUCUGCGAAACGAAUUAUAUUCAUUUGCAAAUACUAGGCCUGAAAAGAAACUAGAUGUUCAGGAAAUGUGUCAGCCGGUCAGUUUUUUACGGACCGUGCACUAGCAAACGAGAUAUAAUCCGAAAAUCGGCUCGGUAGGACCAGUGAUAGACUCCCGAUUCCGAGGCAGUAAUACACCAAUAAACACAAUAUCAUCGCAAGGCGGACCGGCUAACACAUUUUACGUGCUUACUGAUUAAUUCGGCACUAAUAACUUGACGAGGAAAUAAAUAACCUGCAAGAAUAGUGGAGGGAAAUUUAUCACUGCUACAGCUGAUAUUUUUCACGCCUUGAGCUUCGGGCAUCUACCUCCAGAUGGUAAAGUAGGCGCCACAGCAGGCUACCAACCACUUAUUUAAAUAUUAUAUAAAUUAAAACGGAAAAAGAAAUAUAAAUCCAUACUCUAAUGAAAAAAUGUUCUUAAUUGAGUUGUGUCUUGAAUUGAUUUAGAAAUUUUUAAAAUAAUGCAGUUAUAAUUACAAAAUUAAGUUUAGUUUCUCGAAGCCCAUAUCGAUACAAGACGAUGAUGUCAGCGGUACGUAAUCCAUAGUUGCCAAGAUUGGAUACAGCAAUAUCAGUCACUAGGAUCUGGGUUUCUUCUGUAGCUGAAAUUUUGCUCGAGAGUCAGUUGAGAGAACGAGGCAAGAAAAGAGAACGACAACAUAAUUGAGAAACGUGCAAACAACACACAUCUGGGGACAAAUCCCAAAUUGAUGUAGAGCAACAUGGCCAACGCGAUCUAUAGUUUGUCACUUCGGCAUAAAGCGAUAAUUGCUAGAAUUUGAUUUUUUCGUAACCUGACAUUUCUCCUUCGAGUAUGUUGCGAGAGUCGUUUAACAAAGAGAAUCGAAUCAGACAUUCAAGUCUUCGGUUUGAAUAAACUUUGAUAAAAUAAUUUUAUUUCAAUCUGCAUUGGGCAUUAGCCCAAUGAGACUUGCAGAUAUUUAUUCACACAAUAAGGAUCUCCUAUAAUGCGGUUCCGAAAAAUUAGUUACUCAAAAUACAGGGUACACAUCGUAUAAUAUUAUCAGAUAUUUGGUCUGUCGGGAAUGACAAUCUAAUACGUAGGACGCACAGACCACUAUUCUAUAACGCUAGGUUCCGGGAAAAAGUCGAUUGAUUUUUGAAUAAUGUAUUUUCUCCGACUCAAUAUGUUUUUUUUGUAUUUCGCUUUUUUCAUGAUAUAACAAUACUACAUAAAAAAUAAAUAGAGGUGAUUAAAAAUUGUUCGUAAAUAACAGGAAAGGAUUAAAUUUAAAAUUAUUUAAACAAUGAAUUAUUUGUGUUCAAAACUACAAUUGUACCAAAUUUGAUUUGAUUCGGAGACUUCAACGUUUAUCUAUCUAUCUCAUCUAUCUCUACUCUUGUUAAAUAUUGGAUCACACAUCGAGCAUGAACACGUGCCAAUUAUGUUUAAAUCCCGCGCCCGUUGCACGGAAAGAAGCAGUAAGAGGCAAGUUAGGAAAAUUAGGCGAAACAUCGUCGCUAGUAUUGCCAUCUGUAGACAUUGUCAGAAUCGAUUAAGCUUCGCAUGUUUUACGUAAGGGGCGUUACAAUUGUUCACGACUUUCUGGCUGGCCUUACUGGACUCUUAAAAUAAGAAAAAAAUGUAUUUAUAAUUGAGAUUUGACUUCAAGAUGAGACGGGUAAUGGGAUGUUUGUACCGGCACUGCUUGGCGACUAAACCUGCUUUAUAAUUGGUCAACUUUAAACUGUUGUAGUUUUGAAACCCCAAUUCAGAUUCCAGUUUGCAUUGGAUAUUCUUUUUCAGAUUUAAAUAGAGAUUACUGUCAUGUAUUUCUUGUUUAUGAAAUCUGGGACACCCUGUAUAUAGAAUGACCCUUUUAUAACAUCCUAAAUAUUCUUACAGAAUGUUCUUAAGGAACUUGUGGUUCACAUCACAUAGUAAUGUGAAAUACUUCGAAAUAUCGUAUAAUGAAAACUAAGUUUAGGUCUCUUGAUACCAUCCAGUAAAACACGACGCGAAAACAGCGUUAUGGAGUAUUCGCUUUUGAAAGUCCUAAAAAUGGGUAUUUUAUAGAAAUUUAUUUCUAGUAGAAAAUAAAUGCAAAUAACGUGUAAUUUUUAUAACUUAUUCAUAAGUUCAUUAAGCAACAUUUUUUAAAUUUUCAUUGAAAAAUUAAAAGAUUUGGCUACAGUUUCUAUUAAGCCUAAUCAUAUCAGCCCUUCAGUUGCCCAUGGUUCCUAUGAUUUCAAAAAUUCUAUUAAUGUGAAAUAAAUGAAACCAUUUUUUUUAUAACCAGAAAGACAAUGUGUUUAUCGCACCUGUAAAAAUUAAGAAAAUAAUUUUCACAGAAAAAAGUAAUGGCUGAAAGAAGAACGCUUUUUGCUUUUCUCAUAACUUUCAUUCAAUCUUAUCGGCUAUAAAAAUUGAAAUUUUCAAUCGAGUAAUUUUGUUGAUGUAAGGGUGAUAGAAAAUUCAUUUACGAAUUGAAUGAGUCGAAAUAGAAGUCAAUUGGUAUAUCUGUUCUUAAAAUAUCGUGGGAACCAUCUUGAAAAAUGUAGUUUUAAGAAAAAAAUGUUUAAAAUUUUCGAUCGGAUUUUUUUUUUACAGUAACGAUUUAUUACAGUAACGAUAAAAUUUGUUCAAUUAUAAUUAAGCAAUAAUUCCAGGGCCUUAUAAAAGUCCAUCCUGAUCCUCAACAAUUUCUUCUUUCUCUGAAUUAUUUUUUGUUUGAAUACAUUUUCAUUUUUUUCAUUUUGUAUUUAUACUAUCAGUUUACUUCAGACGCGAAUCUAAAACUCAAUUUAAUGACAUCAUAAAACAACGUUUAGAACAACCGACACUUUCGUGCAAAAAAUAUCAGCAAACGUUUUUGGACCUCUUUCACUAAUAUUCAAGUUGUAUAACAAAAGAACUCAACUAAAGUUAGAACAUGGUAACAAAAUGAUUUUAACGUGUAUCACGAACAAUUACAUUUUUAAUUUAUUGCUAUAGUUUUCUUGUGUUUUAAAUAAUAUAAGAUAUUGAAUUAUUUAACACACUCAAUGAGUUUAUUGCGAAAGCAAUGAAUAUGGAUCGCAGCUGAAUAUUAUCUGAAGGCUUGUAUCCACGAACAAGUAACUUGUGUCAUUUCUUAUUAGAGCAGCAUUCUGUUGCGUCUACACUAUCAUUAAAUUUGCAACAAAUUUAUAGACGCAAGUCUCUCUGGCAAGUUCUUGGAAGACAAUUUACUACUGUAAUUUGCUUUAGCGUUCAUAUUGUAGCCACAAACUUGCGGCAAUUUUUCAUGGUCAUGAGACAUUCGGCAUUGAAAAUGUGCAACGAGAGAGUAGUUGCUACAGUUAUUGUUGCUGUCAUUAUAACACAAAAAAGAAGAAAACAAAGCCCUUGUAAAAAAUAAAAAGUAUACGGAUUACAUGUAAAAUAGUUUGAGUGAAGUAGUUUAGGCGCUCACGAAAUGCUGUUAAAAGAUUUAAGAAUGGAGAACCCGGAACAGUUAACAAAUUUGUCAUCAUUAAAAUCAUUUGAAAGAUAGACGUCUUUUCUGCUUCAACUAUUUUAUUCUUCCAUCGUAUGAAUCACUGACGAAUCCGGACACCUGAAACUUGCAGCAAGAAUUUCAAGACCUAUUCGAAAUCCCCCUGCGCAGCUUCGGCUCUCGCAAGCAGACGUAAACGAGAUUCUUGUAAAAAACGGCAAGAGCCUGUCGAAUAGUGCAACUUCGUUUCCAAAAUCGUGUAUACUAUCGGCAAUAAAUGUUUAAGAGCAACUUUAGCAAGUUUCACUUGCUCGUGGACACGAGCCUUAAUGUGGUCUGAAAUUCAUUCACACUAUAUGUACGUUUUGUUUUAGACUUGUUCAGACACCUAACACAUCGGAUAAAGCCUUGCUAGCAAUGCUGGACGGUGUAUACACAGAGUGUUCCCGACUACCCGGCUACCCCUGAACUCUUUCGCUCCAGU
Molecule: messenger RNA, 11088 nt
Organism: Orussus abietinus
Lineage: Eukaryota; Metazoa; Arthropoda; Insecta; Hymenoptera; Orussidae
Gene: pds5
Product: sister chromatid cohesion protein PDS5 homolog B
Exons: 16
Coding region: 493-4089 (1198 amino acids)
Biological process (GO): mitotic sister chromatid cohesion; DNA repair
Cellular component (GO): chromatin; nucleus
Source: RefSeq, a predicted model, not a curated record